Plutella xylostella (diamondback moth) is the source of this 1553-nucleotide messenger RNA. The record is from RefSeq and is a predicted model, not a curated record. Lineage: Eukaryota; Metazoa; Arthropoda; Insecta; Lepidoptera; Plutellidae.
GCCGCGCCGCCGACACUCUCCAGCGAGAGGCUAUUUAAAACAGUGCGCAGGUCCGAACCUCCAAGUUUGUGGCGUGUAAUGAUCAGUGUUGCCCCGACAGCCGACCCAAACGCACGCACGCGCUAACUGUGUUUGUUUAGAUACACGAGUUCCCCCCACGUGAAAAUGGCUGACAGUGGUCUGAAGAGGAAUAUCCCCAUCAAGCUGGGAGACUUCUCUGUGAUCGACACGGAGUUCUCCAGCAUCAGGGAGCGCUUCGACGCCGAGAUGAGGAAGAUGGAGGAGGAGAUGAGCAAGUUCCGCUCCGACCUCAUGAACCGCGAGAGCAACAACUUCUUCAAGAGCACCACCAGGUCUUAUAAUCGUGAAACGGUUUCCUCCGGAGGGGUAACCAAGUCUUCUGAAAGCUCCACCACCUCGUCCCAGCACAGCGACAGCCGGCAGCUGGCCGAGCCCGCCAACACGCACUGGGACAGCCUCAACUCGCCGCUCAUCCAGGAUGAGGGAGACGGCAAGUCCCUCAAGCUGAGGUUCGACGUCAGUCAGUACACGCCCGAAGAGAUUGUCGUGAAGACCGUGGAUAACAAACUGCUGGUGCACGCCAAGCACGAGGAGAAGUCGGACACCAAGUCGGUCUACCGGGAGUACAACCGCGAGUUCCUACUCCCCAAGGGCACCAACCCCGAGGCCAUCAAGUCGUCCCUCUCCCGCGACGGAGUGCUCACAGUCGAGGCGCCGCUGCCGCAGCUCGCCAUCACCGACAGACACAUCCCCAUCCAGAAGCACUGAGCUAUUCCAUAUUAUGUUAAUGUCUAAUUUAUUUUUUAAUUUUAGCCGCGUGUGCAGUAGGCAAUAGCUGACGCGCAAUAUGUUUAGGAACGUUGCAAAAUGACGCGGAGAUUGUAGACAAAAGUGAAUAAAAAUCUGCGUCAAAAUUCAACAAAUUGCGAAACAUGUUGAGCUUCAAAUGUUGCCUAGUGGAUACGCGGCUUUACUUUUACUGUAUUACGUUAAGGAGCAUCGGCGACAUUCUCGGAUAUUUAUUUUGAGUUAACAGAGAUCUGUAUUGUGUUGUUGAGUCGGGGCGUUGCGUCAUUAGCCGGCGCUGUAGAGUCGAUGUAAGCUUUCUCUGUGAUUGUAGAGUUCAUUCAUUUCUCAUGGUCUGAAUCUCGGAGUUGUGAGGGCAGUGGUUUGUGUCGUCAUGUAUGAAUUUCAUUGUUAGGUAAUUAUAAUAAAAAUGAUAUUUUCUAAUCUACAGACAUUUUACACCAAAUUUGGCCUACGAUCUGUUUGCAGACAACCGAGCUUAUGAUAUUACUGUGUUCUAUGAUAAGAAUUAUAAGAUUUUACAGACCACAAAAGUAUAAACGUUACAAGUGAAUUAUUUUUUACAAAUGUUAAAGUCCAUUAGCUUAACACCACCUUAUUGUAAGCGCUUAACAAGCAUUUUAUAGGAACACGAAUUAACAGCUUUUAACUUGAACACAGAUUGAUACAUUUAGUACAAACAGUUGUUAUUAAUGUUUUAGAUGUCAAUAAAUUAUAAAAUCCGA